This is a messenger RNA of Pieris napi, 792 nucleotides long. RefSeq lists its product as uncharacterized. Lineage: Eukaryota; Metazoa; Arthropoda; Insecta; Lepidoptera; Pieridae. Bases 67 to 750 code for a protein of 227 amino acids. The transcript has 5 exons. The record is from RefSeq and is a predicted model, not a curated record.
UGUAAACUAAAACAAUAUCACAGUUCCAUUGCAAGUCAAGUAAACCACUGCUACUUUCAAGAAAACAUGAGUUUUGUAAAAUUGUAUUUGUUUGUGUGUGUCUGCGUCGCUAUAACGCUAGGCAAGCAAGCGGAGAAGAGGAGUGCUUCAGGAUGGGAUGUCGCCGGUUUGUUUCCUGUGGGAAGUUUAAUCCAAGUUGCUCAGACGAAUGGGAUUGGACAUUCUUCCAGUGACUCGAGCUCGGAUGUAGCUGGUGCAAUAGCAGCAGCAAAAGCCGCAGCGGCAGCAGUAAUGGCUGCCCAGCGACAGGUCGCAGCUGCUAAACACGCUGCACUAGAGCAGCAGAGCUAUGCCAGUGCUAAAGAGGCUGAAUCUGCUCACGCGGCUCAUAAAAGUGAAGAGGCUGCGCGUAUUGCCCGCGCGCACGCGCUCGAAGCAGCUCAAUCAGCUGUGCAUUCUCAAGCGCAGCUCGCCUCUGCUAAAGCUCGUGCGGCCACAGCGCAGAAAAUCGCCGCAGCUCAUGAAGCCGCUGCGGCUAGAGCAAUACAACAGGCUGCUAACAAGCAAGCUGCGAGACUGCAGAGUGCUGAUCUGGAAGCCCUGAAGUUAUCGGUGCUGCAAAGUUCUGGAGCAGCUGGAGCGGCGGGUGCUGCUCAACAUGCUGCUUCUGCUGCCGCUGCAGCGCUUCGUCCCUGGAACCCUGCCUGGUCUACAUGGACCCCAACCUCCAGGCCAUGGGCUUGGUCUUAAAACUAUUUCUGAAUCGUUUAUAACUAUGUUUCUUUGUUUUGU